Molecule: messenger RNA, 1365 nt
Organism: Colletotrichum paranaense
Lineage: Eukaryota; Fungi; Ascomycota; Sordariomycetes; Glomerellales; Glomerellaceae
Exons: 4
Coding region: 1-1365 (454 amino acids)
Biological process (GO): transmembrane transport
Cellular component (GO): membrane
Molecular function (GO): transmembrane transporter activity
Source: RefSeq, a predicted model, not a curated record
AUGAUGGCCACAGUCACUCAACAGCAGCACACGUCGUCAGACUCUUACGAACUUGCCGAAGCACCGAAGCAACCCCGCAGCGGACACAUUUUAGGAUCCGUUGACCCUACAGACACUGAUCAGAGCGAUAAAAUUGACAAUGCCACACUCUUAAAGCUAAUAGCCUCAGGCUUCGCCUUCUUCAUCUCUGGAGUCAAUGAUGGUAGUGUCGGUCCUCUCCUUCCCUACAUGAUCCGCGACUAUAGCAUCACCACAGCAGUCGUUUCUAUUAUCUACGGAGCAAAUUUUCUCGGCUGGUUCCUCGCUGCCCUUACCAACACUCAUCUCCGACAAAAGUUUGACCUCGGCGGACUGCUCGCUUUCGGCGCCUUCUUCCAAGUCUUGGCCCAUGCGCUCCGGGCAUGGCGACCUCCGUUCCCAUUCUUUGCCGUCACGUUUUGGCUCGUAUGCCUCGGACAGGCAUACCAAGAUGCAGGUGCAAAUGCAUAUGUAGCCAGCGCCAAGGCCGCACAUCGAUGGCUGGCCUUUAUCCAUGCAUUGUACAUGGCAGGAUGUCUAGUUGCCCCAUUUGUCGCGACUCCAAUUGCAUCGGCUGGGGAGACCUCUCGAUGGUAUCUCUUCUACAUUUUCCCGCUCGCCAUUGGUGUUCUCAACUUUGCCUUGACCUGCUACGCCUUCCGAGACACUAUCAAAUUUGGACGUAAAAAGAACAGGGCGACUGAGCCAGAAGCAGGGACUGACGAAGAGGAGAAGAAGAGCGCAUCCCAACUAAUGAAGACUGCUUUACGAUCCAAAUCUCUUUGGAUGGUCAGUAUCUUCUUUUUCUUCCUACUUGGGGCGACUAUUACAGCAAGUGGAUGGAUUGUCGAAUAUCUUGUUGAGAUUCGUGGUGGUAAUCUCGGCGCUAUGGGUUAUGUCCCGGCGGGCUUUAAUGGAGGAGCCAUGCUUGGUCGCCUUCUUUUGGCUGAACCUACCUAUCGUCUAGGUGAAAGGAGAAUGAUCUUGCUUUAUGUGGUGCUCUGCAUCGCCUUUCAGUUGGUGUUCUGGUUGGUGCCAAACAUCAUCGCUGCUUCAGUGGCCAUCAGUUUCUUUGGAUUCUUCUCUGGUCCUCUGUUCGCCACGGGUAUAUCUGUUGGAUCCAAACUCUUCUCACCAGAGGUGCAACCAACAGCCCUCUCAUUCGUGUUUGUGAUCGGGCAGAUUGGUGGAUCUUUGUUUCCCGUCAUUACGGGAGUAAUCGCAUCUCGCAUAGGCGUCAGUGUGCUGCAGCCUAUUCUGAUAGCCCUGAUUGCAGGUACAGGUAUCAGUUGGAUGCUGAUACCGAAGCCUAAAGAAUCGUCAAACACCGCCUUGCAUCAGGAGUAG